Messenger RNA from Chionomys nivalis (European snow vole), 2011 nucleotides. RefSeq names its product alkylglycerol monooxygenase (gene Agmo). Gene Ontology annotation, molecular function: iron ion binding; oxidoreductase activity. NCBI's taxonomy places the organism in Eukaryota, Metazoa, Chordata, Mammalia, Rodentia, Cricetidae. Gene Ontology annotation, biological process: lipid biosynthetic process. The record is from RefSeq and is a predicted model, not a curated record. The transcript has 13 exons. Bases 98 to 1441 code for a protein of 447 amino acids. Gene Ontology annotation, cellular component: endoplasmic reticulum.
UCUGACAAGGCUCUCUCUGUGCUGCCCAGCUCCUAUUCUUUGUUCAGUCUUGGGUUUCUACCACAAAUAUCUCCAGCUAGCAAUCAGACGGACAGAAAUGAAGAGCCCAGGAGACCAAGACAAUGUUUCACUUUCCCAGGGUUUUCGAGUGAUGUUUUACAUGAUGAAACCCAGUGAAACCACCUUCCAAACUGUCGAAGAGGUGCCUGAUUACGUUAAAAAGGCAACUCCAUUUUUCAUCUCCUUGAUUCUGCUUGAACUAAUCCUCAGCUGGUUUCUCAAGGGGAAGCCACCAGGUCGCCUGGAUGAUUUUCUGACAUCCAUGUCAGCUGGUGUUGUCUCUCGACUUCCAAGUCUGUUCUUCAAAAGCCUUGAAGUGACCAGCUAUGUUUAUAUCUGGGAGAACUACAGACUUUUCGAUUUGCCUUGGGAUUCUCAGUGGACAUGGUAUUUAACCUUCCUAGGAGUUGACUUUGGUUACUACUGGUUCCACCGCAUGGCCCACGAGAUUAAUAUUAUCUGGGCUGCACACCAGGCACACCACAGUUCUGAAGACUAUAACUUAAGCACAGCACUGAGACAAUCUGUCUUGCAGCCAUAUACUUCGUGGAUUUUCUACUCUCCCUUGGCCCUCUUCAUACCACCUUCAGUGUUUGCUGUUCAUAUUCAAUUCAAUCUCCUGUACCAAUUUUGGAUCCACACCGAGGUCAUCAGAAGCCUCGGUCCCUUGGAACUGGUCCUUAACACUCCCAGCCAUCACAGGGUUCAUCAUGGCAGAAAUCGUUACUGCAUAGACAAAAACUAUGCUGGCACUCUUAUUAUUUGGGAUAGAAUGUUUGGGACAUUUGAAGCUGAGAAUGAACAGGUUAUAUAUGGUCUAACGCAUCCCAUUGAUACAUUUGAACCAUUCAAAGUUCAGUUUCAUCAUUUACUCUAUAUAUGGAAUACAUUCUGGGCCACACCUGGAUUCUUUCACAAGGUUUCUGUCCUAUUUAAAGGACCAGGAUGGGGUCCAGGUAAACCAAGACUUGGCCUAAGUGAAGAAAUUCCAGAGGUUACAGGACAGGAAGUCCGCUUGUCAUCAGCAGCAUCCCAGCAAUUAAAGAUGUACACCGUCCUGCAGUUUGCAGUGAUGCUGUCAUUCUAUGAAGAGACCUUUGCAAACACAGAGGCACUGUCCCAAGUCACUCUGCUUCUAAGGGUCUUCUUCAUUCUCCUGACCUUGACAUCCAUUGGAUUCCUUUUGGAUCAAAGACCCAAGGCAGCUAUUCUGGAAACUCUUCGAUGCCUGACGUUCCUAACCCUGUUCAGAUUUGGUCACCUAAAGCCUCUUUUUCCAUCCUUAUCAUUUGUAUUCGAGAUUUUCUUUUCAGUUUGCAUUGCUUUCUGGGGAGUCAGAAGCAUGAGACAACUCACCGCAGGAUCUCGGAAGCAGCCCUAGCACACAGGUCCCUCCGUCCUUCAGGUUGUCCAUGGCAUGUCACUGCUACAUAAAGACUGUGGUCUUGCAGACACUGCCUACAGGAACUACUUAGUCAAUGGAAAUGAAAGUACGUAUUUACCCAUGCUUUCAUGCUUGUUUUAAUGUUGAAAUUAAAGUGAUUUAUACUAUUUGUGCUUACUAAAAGUCAAAUUAUUUUAUAUACGUUGAGACUGUAUUCACUUUUCUUUUCUGUAGCAAUGACCAUGGAAAGGAAAGGUUGGGCUGUAAACAUUUAAGACAUUGAAAAUUACCUUUGUCUUUCUUGGUUUGACAACUGUUUCUUUAAUGUUUGCUGAAACUAUGCCUAAAUCUCUGUAGUCUUUAAAAUGUGUUGGAGGCUGCAUGAGCUGACAUUUGUCUUUGCAAACAAUUAAUUUAUAUUGCCACAUUACUUAAAAAUACAUCAAUGUGAUUAAAAUGUUAGAAUUGGAAAGAAUUAGUUUGUGUAACAUACAUCCUUCCAAAAUGUUGAGUCAACUUGUUCCAGCAGCUUGAGGAGUACAUUAUAUUUCAUGCUAUUUCAAAUUG